GCCGCUAUAACCACGCUCAUCCUGCUCCGUACAUUGUACACCGCUUUAUUUUGCACCGUCAUCGUGACUCCGUAGAGAGGGCUAUGCCCUCUAGCAGAGCUCGUACUCGCAACAAAGUCAGCUCUCGUAUCCUCAAGGCGUGCCAUAAGAUUAGAGACGCCAUCCGCUCGCCACUCGACAAGAAGCGCAAUACCUCAUCCUCGCCCUCUCGUACUCGACUUGCCAAGAUGGCCAACUUCACCGCCGGCGCUGCGACCGCCGCCGUCCCCUCCUCUUCCAAGCUGCAAGGCUUUCCUCUCCUCGCCAGCCUUCCUAUGGAACUACAGUGUCACGUCCUCUCGUGCUUGUCAAUCCGCGCCCUAUCCAAGGGCCUGGCCCGCACCAAUCGCUACUGGCACGCCCUCAUCGAUGCGCAUAUACGUCGCGAGCUCCUCGCCCUGGUAGCCGGCACCAGUGGCCUGGAGGGUCGUGAGCCCCGCACCCAGCUCAUCUUCGAGGCCCAGCGACCAAUCGAUACGGUCGUGAGCAAACACUCCUUGUUCUUUUCGCAUUUUGGGGUCACCAACUCGAUGCCAGGCGGCGUCUUCUCGACCAUCGCCAACUUUGUCUUUGUGCCGCCCGCCGCGCAGAGUAGCCAGGAUGAGAAGCAGCAGGGCAGUCAACCGGUCUCGCGAGCUUCAUCGAGGGGUCCGCCUGCGCCGCCCAAGAGCGUAGAGGAAGUGGCCAUGCAGCGCGGUGUGCAUCCUUCGUUGCUGGGACGAUUGAGAGAGGAGCAUCAUUCCAGCUCCGUAGUGGCGAGAUCACGCAGUGCGAGUCGCAGCGAGGGUUUCACAUUCGUUGCUGCGCCGCUGGACCAUCGUGACGCUCAACCAGUUGGGGGAGCCUCCUCAUCACGCAACUCGACCUUGGAGCCGCAGGCCAACCGCGGUGACUUCUCCUCUGACGCCUCGAUCCCCGAGGCAGGGAUAGACGACCUCUUCCCCGUAGCGAGCGCCUACGAUUGGGGAGCGCCAGUCUCCUCGCAAGUUGGAGGAGGCACGUCUCCCUCUUCCAUGCGAAGCAGAUCAAGAGCAAGAGGGUCAGGAACGGCUCCGCCUGAAGCUUCUCGGGGCAAAGGGCCGUACCAGCAGCCUACCUACAAGAUGCAGCUCGAUCCUCUGGAUUCCUUCGAGACGUGGAUCUUGAGCUUGACUAUUAGAAGCAAGAAGCAGAUAGGGAGCACGACCCGGUCCAGGGCUGGCUAUCCCUCGUCAACUCCAGGUUCGGCGCCUGCGUCGUACGAUUCGGGCUACUCGCAAACCCUACGCUUUCAGAAGCGAGUGGCAGAGGGACUCGACAGAGUGUAUCGAGAUUGGUUCUACGCGCCCUCGACUGCCGCUACGGAAGCUUCUUCGAGCACGAAUCUACCCGGCUCUUCGUAUCAAGCUGCGCUAUGGCAGACGUCCGUUACGCCCGAAGUCCUCAGCACUUUCGGCGCCAUUAAUCUGGCUGGACCGUCUCGGCACCCGGAGCAAGGCAUAGAGCAAUCCUCGCAAUGGCCUUCGCUACGCAAGCUCGAGGUCGACAACGCCUCCUGUCAAGCGGUGAUCCAGCCGCAUCCAGGGCCUACUUCUCCCGAGUCCUCUAGCAGCAGCGGCUCUGCGCACCCCGCGCUCCUCUCCUCCUACUCUCACGCCUACCUUGGCAGCUCAACAGCCUAUUCGCACCUGAACUCAACGCAUCGCAUGGAGAUGAAAUUUCACGUGCAGAGCCUCGAGGUUCACGCGGGCAGGUUAUUGAGCGCGCUGCUUGACUUGGAGGGGGAGGUCAGCGAGGCGGUUGCUGAAGCACGGGGUCGGGCGGCCGGUGUGGGUGGAAGUAGGUACGGGCUCGCAAGAGCUGGGGAGGCGAUCGUGGCCAGCGUCAGUGGCGGAUCCAGUGCCACGGCGGCGGGCGCAUCCGGUGCUGCUGAUGCGGCAGCUGCGGCCCAAUUCAUGGGACUGACGGACGGAGCUUGGGCUGGUCGCGGAGCCUUGCCGUACGGGCGCCAACAGAUGGCGAGGAGGACUGAGUACUUGAUCGAGGAUGCGGAGAUGCAGAUGUGAACAGGGGCCACGCGGGACUAAGAGUCAGAGAAGAGAGCAUAUCAUUAGAAAGCAUGAGCCGUCGUCACCAAACCAAGAGCCAAGACAUUUGUAAAUAGCGGCCAUUCACUACCAAGGGCUAACCGUAACCGAGUAAUCAAUGUUAGCCUUAUGCCCCUCA
Messenger RNA from Jaminaea rosea, 2244 nucleotides. RefSeq lists its product as hypothetical. The coding region runs from base 84 to 2084 and encodes 666 amino acids. Gene Ontology annotation, molecular function: protein binding. The transcript has a single exon. NCBI's taxonomy places the organism in Eukaryota, Fungi, Basidiomycota, Exobasidiomycetes, Microstromatales. The record is from RefSeq and is a predicted model, not a curated record.